AUGACGCAGCCGCGCGAUCUGCUCAGCAGUGUGCGCGACCAGGCUGCUGCCGUGCUGCGCGUAAUCGAUAAAGAGUGUCGUGCCGCCAACAGCCACGUCCUCCGCAUCAUGCAACGGCAGUGCCGUAGAGACGCCGCCGUCGCCGCGACAAGGGGCGGCAGAGCCACCGGCGCCCCCCCUCGAAAGCGCAAGUUGUCUCGAGCACCAAAAGACACGAACGUCGAGGACACCUUGCAAAACACCCUCGAGCGCGUGGGACAAGAGCUGCACCUGGUCCACGCGUGGAUCAUUCAUUUGUGCGGUGACACAGCUGUAGCAGCGGCUGCCGUGUGUGUGGCGCGACGCGCGCUCCGUUGGGAGGCGCUCCGCGGUACCGUCGCUACCUCAACCGUAACGCUAGACGAUGUCAGGUGGUGGUUUGCAGUGGCCCUGUUAGAGCACCUGCACACCCAGUCCUACUGCUUUCACCAUGCAAAGGCUGCCGCGGUCGAUGACAUCAGCGCUGCUGACGGUGGCAAAGCGAGGACGCCACCUGUCAUCGUGGAGGCUCACCACCUUCGCGGCCUUGCUGCUCUCGUCGACUUUGCGAUGGCGCAGCGUCUGGAGGUGCCCCUGCUGUACACUACGCAGCUACACAGUAGCGGGACAGAGACGCUCUCGCUCGCCGUUGCAGCACAGCAAGAGGCUCUCCUGGAUGUCCUUCUAGUUUACCACACUCUCCUGCCCACCUAUGCGCUUCUGUUGCCGUCGUAUCAUCGAGCUGUCGUAGUCGCCGCGACACCGAGCACCAUAUCAUCCAAGCGACGCUACACCGUGGGGGAGGUAGACUUGGCCACCCCACUCGAGCCUGUGCUGGCUGAUGACGAGGUGAUUGCGGACGCGAAUCAGCGGCAAGUGCAUCAGGCGAUCGCGGCAGAGACAGAGGGCGGCACAGAGGUAGAAAAUGGAGAUGGCAGUGAGAGUGAUGCGGUGCGGAAGCUGGCAAAUCGCUGCGCCGUGGCGGCAUCGCCUUUGCGAGUCUGGGAUGUCUUGGUCCAGCACUGGGAGUGGCAGCAAGAGCAGGUGCGCAGCGAGGGUGCCGCAGCAGCUGUGUGGUGGCUACGAAUGCUGCCACUGUGGAUCAGCACUGCCACCGACGCACUGGAGCUGCGCCUCAUACUUGUCAGCAGCAGCAGCAGCGGUGGUGGUGGUGGCGUCACGGAUGCUCUGCGCACCGCGGAGCCCAUGAAGGUGUUGGUGCAUCGCGCAGCAGCGCUACUGCACGACGCGUUACGUUUUGACCGGCGCGACUAUGAGCAAAGUCGUGGCGUGCCACCACCGCUCACGACGAGGUCGGCAUCCGCAAGAAGCGAUGCAUCGCCCCUUGGCGACAAUAACGGCGCCAGCCGCAGUGGCAAGGCGGGGAAGGCCGGCGAAGCCAGCGGCUCUGUGACCGCAACAGCAGGAGCAGCAGGGAAUAGGGAAGGACGUGACGCCCUGGACGACGCCGACGAGAUCGCUGCCGAUGCCCCGCCGCCGUUGCGCCGACAGCGAGGCAAGCGCUCCCUCUUCUACAAGUCGCCGCACGAAGCUGAUGGCGUCCUCGUUCGAGAGAAUCAGGACACGUUGACGAGGGGGUGCAACAACGGGAUGGGCAGCUCGACCCGGUCGCGCUUCGAGUCGCGCAGCCGCACUGGUGCUGGUUUCGCAGUGAAAUCUGCUUCCUUCAUCCCAGGAGCUUUUGGUAGCACUCGCCGUGGCGCAGGUGGUGAUGUAGGGGGUGCAGCUCACCCUCGCCAUGGCCGCGCCGCCUCGGCGUCUGCUGGGGCAGAACGCAACACGAGCCCCAUCUUCCAGGCGCUGGUGCUGUCGAGUGAGUCGCCAAUCAUCCUCGGCACACUCUUCCGCCUGGAUGCAGUGCGACGUCAGACCUGCUUUGAAGAGGCCUGGGCGGCCACCGUUCACGCCCAGAGCAAACUGUGGCGCCUCCUGUACGCCCUCCCUCCAGCGGCGGGGGCAGCGAGCGAAGCUGCCAGUCACGAGAAGGCCAACCGCGCAACUUUGCUGCGCAACUCUCUGCCGGUUGCCGUGGUGUCUCUGGUCAGCGCUGCUGCAGUGGCGAUAUCUGGCGUCGACAACCACUCCAGCCAGUACCGCGCUGCGGCAACCCCGUCUUCCCCAGCCUCAGCGCCAGUACAGAUUCAAGAGGAAACACUGCGGCGGGUGCUGUGCGCACUUCAAAGCGCGCAAGAUCAGCUCGGCCUCUCGCUCUUCGAGUCGCUCCAUCAUCUUCUCGCCGCCGUUGCCCAGGUCCUCCUGCGAAUCGAACGUGUGAGCGACAGCACGCCUAGCUCGCCUCGGAUACCGCGGGAAUUCACCGCUGGCAAGCGAGCGCCUCUCGACCACGUGCUCCAGCGCCAAGCCUUCAUACACGUUCUUACUAUUGGGGCCACAAUUCUUCUGGCAGGGAACUCGCUACCGUGGGAGAGCGCGCAGGCCGCAUGGCAGGUGCAGCAGCAGCUCUGCUACCCACGGAUUGAGUUCCAGCCAGGUGCCGCAGCGCCGCAGCUGCUGCGUCCGCGGUUCGUCUCGGCUGCCAUGGAUAACUUCGCGGUGCAGUGGACGAAAGCCAUCGCUAGGGAUCUGUCGCUGCUGCACAUAUCGUGCCGGCAGCAUGCUGACGUAGUCCUGGCCAACGCACUGGAGAGCCUCCGUGUCUUGCAGACGUCGCCCACCUCCGCGGCGCUCCCGCUUUUUGCGCAGCAGGUGACCGCGGUCGGCCUACUGCGCUCUCUCUCGGUUCUCGCGGGGCAGUGGCGCCAGUGCAGGGACGCCACACAGAAGGGGUUCCGCUUGCACCAAGUGGCAGGCCUGGCCGAGGUGAGGCAGGAGGGGGUCAAGCAACUCUACCAGGGUAUCCUCGACCUCCUGCGUGACGAUGGUGCAUUGCGGCUGCUCUGCUGCUAUCCCGCAUUCAUCGGAGAGCUGUUUGAAAUUCACGUGCGCCUGAAAGCUGACCUCGCGCCACUGACGGAAUGGGCAGACACGCACCUCCUACCUUCAGUGCUGCCUGUGGUGGUGGCAGGCCUGCAGCGGUCCCAGUCCACGCACAACGCUGCCACGCACGCCGACGUGUGCGAGGCGACGCUAGGAUUGCUCUCUCAGCUCUCUCGCUACGCCGCGAACCCGAAGAUGCCUGUAGUGGAGGUUGUGCGGACGCGGUGGAAUCAGGUGCUGCUCCAAGUGAGCCUCUACUGCAUUCGGACGGCAGGAAGGGGCGGUAGAAAGCGGGCCCCUGACUACGGGCUGCCUCCGCCAGUUUUGCCGAACCUUGACGACAUCGCAGCGCCGCUGCAGCAGCAGCAUGGAGCUGACUCCGCGGCGACAACCGCUGCGGCCGCAAGGCAGUGGGUAGAAGCCUUCACCGGUGGUCGCGAGCCGUUGUUUCUCGCGCUGCUCGACCGCAGUGAGAUUCUGUUGAAGGCGCAGCGCGGCAUGCAGUUUCGCACGAUUGAGGUCGCCGAUGGCACGACAUCGGCGCUUGCGGCGUACAUCGCAGCAUGGGAUCAGCAGGUGCGGUUUGGUCGGCGCGUCUGGGACACCGGGCGGCCAGUAAGUCAUGAAUACAGUGCCGAUGACCCAGCAUUCCAUACGAGCGAGCUACUGGCGCAUCUGCAGGCCACCUACGAGGAGGUGCAGGCGUUCAGCAAGAUAACCAGCCCCGCCCUCCGCGCCAGUGCUGAGGAGACGCCGUUUAUGGCGGCGAAACCCAACAACACUCGACAGCUGGGCUUUCUCGUACGGUUCAUGGAGCAGCACCUGCGCGUGCAGGAGCGUCUCUCCCGCCUUAGCGACGAUGAGUUGGAGUCCUUCAUGCUGCCUUGGCGUAAAAAGGAUGUGUCGGUGCCGCCCGCCGUGCAGGCCGUUCCGAGACCGUCGCCGUCGUCCCCCUCAUCCAGCUUCACCGCCUCCGCGGUUACCGUGAGCGAGACCGCGCCACUGGUGCUGCUGGACUUUGUUGGCUACCUCAGUAGCCGAAGUGUGUGGGCAAUGGUGACGUGGGCAUGCAACAUUGCAGAGACGGUCGUGAGGACAGAGCUGAAGCGACACCGUCACAUCCCUGAAGCCGUGCAAGCGGUGGCGACCACAGCAAUUCUCUCGCAGCUGCGCGCCGUGCCGGCGCCCCCCCGCGGCGUCGGCAAGCCCCCGGUGAACAUACUGAGGGCACUGAUCGGCCUCUCCGACAUCGUGGCAGGCACCACAGAGUCCCUCCUUGGAUACCAUCGCCGCUCUGUGAUUCGCGGCCUGGUGAGCAACCCGACACGCGAUCAGUACCGCGUGGUCACUUUUGGGCUGAAGCAGGCCACCGCAUACGUGCAGGAGGAGGCACAGCAGUACCAGGGGCUGGGCACGCAGGAAAGCGACGCACGGGGCGGUGAUGCAUCGGCGUUGGCUGACAGCGACACCGCGGAGGCCUUUGAGGGAGCAGAGAGGAGAGAGGAGAUGGAGGAGGCUGACAGCGCAGGUGGCGCGUUGCACUUUCGAAUGAACGCCGAUGGUACCAUUGACCGCACCUGGCUGGCUGCCGGCGUUCUUGGAUUACCCGCCCCACCGCGGCAGCAAGACGUGGGAAUCUACUACGUGAAAGUAUGGGCCGCAUACGCUGCUCAGCAGCGACUCCGCGCGGCAGCAGGCGAAGAGUCGACGGCGGUGGCAGCAGCCCUGACCCCGUACUUGCGCACCGACCUCAACCGUGAAUAUCGGUUCUUCCUGAGCUGCCUCGUGUGCCUCAUCGACGCCAGCAUGGAGUCUGCGUUGCUCUACCUCCGCCGCCUGCAGGGCGACGGUGAAGAAGACAUCCGCCUUCUCGUUGAGGCCACCGUUUCAGAGCUGUGUCACACCGUGUCGGCGACUAUCCACUCACUUCUCAGCCUCACUCCAGAGGUCCGCCGCGCAUGCUGUCAGCGGGAGGAAUCAGAGCUGCUAUGGGCCUCUCUGUGUAUCAUCUCCACAAUCAGCGCCGUGGUGCCGCGCGACCCGCAGGAGCGCCUCUUCACACCGCGGUGCACAGACGCCAUCGGGCGUGUCUUCUCGCUCACACGCCGGCUGGUAGACGACGCGAUCUCGAUCAGGGAGGCCCCAGCGGCCACCAACGACGAAGCUGACUCUAAUGAAGCACGAGAUGGCGCUGCCAUCAGUGAAGCAGGCGCCUCUCUCGUGCGCCGCCCGCUCUCCACAGCGCUAGUGCGCGGCGCGCAGCUCCUCAUGCGGGACCCCCAAAGCUCUCAACGGACGGCGAUACGCUUGGCAAUGCGCCAGCGUGAGCGGGAUGACCUGUCAGCCAUCCUAGUUGCGCUGCAAGUGUUGGUGAAGUCCGCCGCCGCGUACGAGCCCGGUCGCAGCCUCCUGCACUACGUCUGGGCACGGCUCGCCGCGGAACUCAGUCAGCCAUUGCUGGACCCUUCCGCGGUGACGAGCAAUGCAACACCAACCGAGUUGAACGCUGCGACAACAGUCAUCUCGCGGAGCGAGUACGACUCCGUGCUGCGCGGGCUUGCAUCCACGUGCGCACCGCUGUCACCUAGCUCUGUCCAAGGAGGGAACCUAAAAGGGGACGAGACGGGUGACGGUGCCGCCAAGUCAGCGUUGGCGCUGUCGAACGUCGGUGGGAGCGCCCUGGCGGAAGCGGGGCUGGUCGUGUGCGAUGUGGCCGCUGCCGUGCGACAUGUCGUCGAGGACGCCGCCGGUAUUGAGGAGGAGCGAAGGCGGUGUCUGAACACGAGCGCCAACGAGGAGGAGUGGCACUAUGCCGGUGUCGUCAACACGAGCGGGGCCGCCUCUCCUGCCUCGAGCGGUGGUCUCACAUCGCCACUACUGCAGUAUCCGGACCAAGAUAUGGCAUCAGAGCACCCCACCUUCAGCGUUACCGAGGCGAUGGAGAGCGGCGCAGUACCGGUGACAGCCAUCGUUGACGCCGUCAUUGCACACGCCGCGGCCACAGUGCGCGCCGCUGGCGGGCGCUCUUCGCUGGACAUCAACUCCCUUCCUGGUGUGGAACGCUUUGGGCCAGCUACAGCUGGCGAAGUAGACGACGUCAAGGACGAUCCUGCGGCAGCCGUCGGUUUCCUGCGCCUCGUGAAAGAGUUUCAGCACCACGUGACGGAGCUUCUCUCGCUCGUGCCCCUGCGUGACAUCGUCGCACGGCCACAGGCUGAGGUGGUGUUUGCCUGCAUGAGCCUGCUGCACGGCACCGUCUCCGCUGCCGCAGAGGACAGGGUGUGGGCGCUGAUGACCACCAAGUGGAGAGCUGAGCUACUCACCCCAAGUGAACCAACCUUUCUGCAGCUUCAGGCGCUCGAGUUGGCGAAGGUGCGUGAGCUGCGUGCAGUAACACUGCGGGACUUGCGGUCGGUAACCGAAGCGCACUCUCAUGACAGUGUUAAUGGAGUGGGUCAUAGAAACAGUAGUAGCACCUCGUACAGCUCGUUACCGUGGGGUGCCUCUGUGGUCGACAUGUUUGCUGCCACCGGCCGCGCGCCGAAGGCGGGAUCUGCACAGGCGAAUGACGAGCUGAGUGUGUUGGCAGCAGCAGAGCGCAGUAUGCGGCACCACUGGUGCGCUGAGGAAUUUGACCUUCCUCGCCACGAUGAUGUGUCGCGCUUGUUGUCCAACGCUGGUGGAGCCGGGAAGAGCCCGCGGAACGCAGACAGGGAUCGCCGCUCUCAGCAGCAGCAGCGUAACGGCGACCGUGCGAGCUCCUUGGAGUUUGACCUGCAGGCAACUGGCAUGGCGUCACUCGCAGCCAUGCCAGACCCGAUCCCUAUCCCGGUGGUGCUCACCAUAAUCAAGGUGCUUAGUCGGCGCCCUGUUAAACACGCCGUACCAGGUUUUCCAACUGGGUCGGCGCAUACCUUUGAUGCUCACGGCGGAGGUAUGACACUCCAUCAAAUCGAGAUGACAGCCUCGUGGCUAGCCAAGGGCGGCAACAACGGCAGCAACGUGGAUGGGGAGAGCAGACAGGACUCCGAAGUGGCGCCAGACUCCUUUACGGCGUUUGCUGAGGUGUUUCUGACAUACACAGCGCGCGCAUAUUGGCUGUUGCGACCGCGGCUGGAUGACAGCGCAUGGGUUGUGUUGGCCAUCAUGGAGAAAAGCAUGGCCGUCUACCCGACGGACAAUGGUGUGCGGCAGCGAGAAUGGGACCGAGUGUGCCGCCAGUGGCGGCUGCCGGUGAGCCUCAACCACGCCCAAGCCGUGGCUGGGCAGUUCUUCACCGGGGAGCAGCGGCGCUACAUCAAAGCGUGGACAGCAGUGCUGCGCACAGCGGCCUCUGGCAAAGAUGUAUCGACGCCGGUGAGUACGAAGAGGGUCGAAGGCGCAGAGGAGGUGACAAUGCUCCGGUACUUGCAGGCGGCAGCCCUCUACCUUCACUUGCUGGCGAUGACAAUGCUCCUCCUCUCACGUCUGGGCAUGUUCGGCGACCUGCCUAAGGCCUCCAUCGAAGUGGUGCGCCGACGAGUGCAAGCACAGGUGCUGCAGCAUCGCUCACCGGGCAACCGAAGCGCCGCCGCCGCCUCAGUGGUUUCGAAGGAGGCCUUGACGCGUGAGCUUACACGUAUGGCAUUGGAACGUCAGACACAGCCACAUAACGUGAACCGAAACCUCUUUGAGAGCGCUAUGCUCCAACUCCUGAAUGUGCUGUGGUGUGUCGUGCGACACGCGGACUCGCUGACUCACACGGCCACCGACGUGGUAGUGGCACGGCUUCAAGUCCCCGACUCGGCUGCUUCGAUGGGAUCCCCAGUGGCUUCUGCAGCCGCUAUCGUCUCCUAUGCUGAUCACCUGCGCAUCAUGGUGGUCGGGGUUGUGCAGGACACGCUGGACAUGGUGACAGGUUUGGGGUAUCGAGUGCCAGCGAUGCUACCACACCAUGCCGUGAAAACACUUCUCACGAGCGGCUUCUCGUGUGAACCACUGACCUUGCGGCUGCCGGCGCAUCGCACGCCAAGUGCCGCAACCAUAGCGGGAUCGAGUGUGCACAGUGGCCACUCCUCCACGCACACAGACCACACCAACAGCGGCUUAUUUGCACCGGCAAUCAACGUCAUUGCAACACACCUUAGCGCCACCUCCUCUGGGCCCUCGCCGAUGGGACUUGACGCUGCGCUGCUCCCCACCCCUACAUCGGUGGGGACGUCGCUGUCGGCCACAACUGAGCUUGCCGUGUCAAACACCUUCAACCCCGUCGCCCGACCCGAGCUGUUUGUGGGCAGUCCGACAAUGUUAGCGAUAUUAAGCCCACAGUUUGUGCGCAGCACGAUCUGUAGAUCGCUGGAGACCAACGUGACCUCCUCAACUCUCCUGCCUGUAGCCUCCGCUCUCGAAUUCUACCUCUCGCGCCAUGGUGUCCCAUUGGCGCCGCUUCUGGAGGCAACCACAGAACUGCUGACGGCCUGCACGCUGCGUAACAGCGCCGUUCACAUGUACUGUGAGCGCCUCGCCAGUGAACUGACGUCACGCAAGGAGUUCCGCCAAGCCUUGGCGCCGCCUACAAUCGCCUCAGCCGAGCAAGGUGCCGCCGGGUCCAUCUCCAACGAAGCUGUAAUAUCCUUCCUUGCCGCCAUUGCGCGACGAGACGUGCUGGUGACUAAGAAGACGCUCGCCCAUCUCCUGCACUCGGUCAUGCGGAUGCGGCCGGACGUGUUCGGACAACCGCCCACAGAGAACCGCCAGGGCAAGUUGACUCUGGUGCAGGUGGGUACGACGGUCGACUCCGCUAUCGACACCACAAACCCCCUCUACACACCCGCGCAACCGGCGGUGAAGCGGGGCAGCAGCAACGCAGAUGUCCCGCGCGACUCGGCCGCAGUGAUGAACGCCUUCAACCUGGAGAAAUGGAGUGACGCGACAGUCAUGACGCACCGCAAGGCCCUGGCCGCGCUCACCAUCUCCCUCCCCACAGUGGUGGAGGUGGCCAUGCACAUGGAUUGGAUGCGUCCGCUGGACUCGUCAGAGUGGCGGCGUGCUAUUCAGAUGCUCAAGGCCGCUGACGAAGCGCGGCGUGAACGGGUGGCCGUGCACCGGUCACAAGUGCAGGCGGCCAUCCAGCAAGGGCAUGUCGACGCUGAAGAAGAGGGCGAAGGCGGCGGUGGCCAGAAGCGGCAGCGCACCGACUCGUCGGCUGCUGUGGCUGGAAAGUUGGACGCGUCUCUUCACCUGGAGGACCCGUUUGACUUCGCUGUGGGGGUGCUGCACUUGCGCUACGCACUGCGCAAAAUUGUGCACGCCUCGCUGCGGCGGCUGCUACACCAGCAGGGGCCCCGCGUACUGGCGGAUGUGGCGUCCAUACUGCAGAUGGUCGACCCUGCCUUGCAGCGAGGGACGACAGCGUCUCAGGCGUCCUCCUCUGUCGCGAGGAACCGCGACGGUGGUAAGCGGGGCGGACACACAUCGUCGUUUUGGGUGCGUAGACCGUCCGUGAACGGCACUGCCCCCUCAUCAGAGCAGCCCCGUCUGUUUGACGGAGUGCUGGCCGGUACGACACGCGUGUUGCUCUCUCGUGCGGUGCUGUGCGCACAGGCCAUCGGCUACGACAGCACAGGAGCGGCGCUGGAGAUGUCGCCGCGCAAUGGCUCGCCGAAGUCGCAGGAGGCACAGCCAGUGUUAAAACUGCCAGUCCCAGCGCUUCAGCCCUCUGUAGUGGAGGCCGCCAUCUCAGCAACGGCGAGCACUGCUUCGCACGACCUCCGCAAAGGACGCCACGGGCAAGCAGGGCAGAGCACUGGAAAGAUUGGACAGCUCAGCAAGGAGGAGAAGGCUACCGUGCAUCAGCGCGUGGAGCUGGAGCGUGACGCGGCGACGACGGUGGGACUGACUACGGCUCAGCUGCCACUGCAGAGUGUGCGGCGUAUCGUACGAGCGCUGCGUUUCACCCGCCGCCACGUGGAGAUGAAGCAGCGUAAGCAAGAGUAUCACAGGCGGCGGGGGAAGCGCCAAGAGAAGCCCCGCUUCAGCACCAGCGCCGCAUCCGAUCAGGUCUCUGGCGGCUACGCAUCUCUAUCGGUGUACUGA
Messenger RNA from Leishmania braziliensis MHOM/BR/75/M2904, 10050 nucleotides. RefSeq lists its product as hypothetical. The coding region runs from base 1 to 10050 and encodes 3349 amino acids. Lineage: Eukaryota; Euglenozoa; Kinetoplastea; Trypanosomatida; Trypanosomatidae. The record is from RefSeq and is a predicted model, not a curated record. The transcript has a single exon.